AUGAUUGCUCCUCCACCUGGUAAAUUCGUGAUCUACAUCAAGUACUUCGACGUCGGUUAUUGUCUGCCAUCUUCUGACUUUCUUUUGGAACUUUUGGAUCAUCAUAAGAUCCAUAUUGAUCAACUUGUUCCCUUUGAGAUGUUAUGUUGGUGUAAUGGGAUAGUGUCUGAUCUCUGGGUGUUCCGAUAUAUUUUUUUCCGCCUAUCUACUUUAGCUAUUGGAGAUAACUAUACUUUCUGUGUGAGGAAGUAUAUUCAGAUCCUGGUAAUAGAUCGGAAAGGUUCUCCCAAUAACUGGCAAAACCCUUGUCUCCGAGUUUAUAGUGAGCGGCUUGGUUGCAUGUUCUGUUGUUUUAAAUCUUCAUCUGAUAUUGUGAUCGAUAUGUUCCCUGAGAAGGAGAAUGUUGCUAAAGUUCUGAGGAGCUUCAAGGUUGUUGCGGAUGAUUUCCCCGAGGAAGUUGCUUUGGUAGAUAAGGCGCUUCCUUCUUUUUACUUUCAAACUGAGCAGUUUAUUGCUCGGGCUACUGUUGUUCAGGAGGCUGAACGUUUGGCUGUCGGGGUGUCAUGUACUAAUGCUCUGGAGGCCAUUCUUUAUGAGGGUUUUGUGGAAGGUGCUUCUAAAUUUGAUUCUGUUGAGGAUAGCAAAGAGGGUGUAUUAACUGUGCUAUGGAGUUUGGGUGACAAUGUUAGGAUUUUUGUGUUCUUUGUGGCUAAGGAGUAUAUUCGACAUGUGUUUCCUCCUGGUAUUGUGGAGGAAAUGUCUAGCUACCCUUUGGCAGAUGUCAUCGGUCCUCUGCGUUUUCUUGCGGCGCAGAGUUCUUGUUUUUUAGUUGAGGCAACUAGGCAACUCCAGGAAUUUGUUAAGGUGACUGCUACAGAGAAGGCUAAUCUGGAGGAAAGGGUGGCAUAUUGCGAACAGGAAAAUACCUAUGUGAAGGAGUUAGCUGAGAAGGUAAGGCAAGAAAAUGAGGGUUUGGUUAUCCAACUUGAAUGUGUUGAGAGAGAUGUCGUAGAGCAUGAUCGCCUUGUAGUUGAGAAAACUGUUGCCCUAGAGGAGGCUCGUCGGGAUCGACAAUGGUUGUUAAUUGAAGGUGUUGUUGGUGUCAUUGACAAGGUUUUGGAUAGUCUUGAAUUUGUGUCUGGGGUUAAUCGUUUUCAGGGUGCCUGUUUAGAUGGGGAUUGCCAGGAGGGGCGAAGAGCUUAUCGAGAGGCACUGAUGGCUGGAAAUGUGAAUAUGGAGGAUGAGAAUUUUGAAGUUGAUUUCUCGGAUGAUAUGAACAGGGCGAUUGAGCUAUUUUCUACUCUGAUUUCACCUCCUUAUUCCACCUAG
Lactuca virosa is the source of this 1329-nucleotide messenger RNA. The record is from the annotation of a GenBank genome assembly. NCBI's taxonomy places the organism in Eukaryota, Viridiplantae, Streptophyta, Magnoliopsida, Asterales, Asteraceae.